CGUUUCUUUUCUGUCAAAAUGUUAACCUUUGCUUUUUAAUUUUUCUUUCCAUCAAAAAAACGAUUAUAAAUCGUUCAAAUGGCGACCUGCCGAAGCCUUUUUGGAAUAAUAAGCACCCGACAGUUACACAUAAUCCUUACCCCGCAACUAACCAAAUCAGGGCGAAGCCUUCAUCAAUGUUUGGGGUGCAAAACCCGUAAUAUCUUAUCGAAUAAUGUGGUUAAUCAGACGCAAAAUGGGGUGGAACUAUUUGUAAAAAGAAGUUUCCAUCUAUCAGCUGUGUGCAAAGCAGCUAAAAAAGACUACUAUGACAUAUUAGGGGUCGGUCGCAAUGCCUCUUCAUCAGACAUAAAGAAAGCUUAUUACAAACUUGCUAAAAAGUAUCAUCCUGAUGUAAACAAGAAUGAUCCUGAGGCACAAAAGAAGUUUCAAGCUGCCUCAGAGGCAUAUGAGAUCCUUGGGGAUGACUCUAAAAGAAAAGAGUAUGACACUUGGGGUGCAACAUCUGAUCAAAUGGGUGGCAUGGGUGGUCCAACCGGCAGUACUGGAAGGGCACAUGGUGCUCAAGGAUUCAAUCAACAUUGGGAAUACCAAUCGACAAUAGAUCCAGAAGAACUAUUUAGGAGAAUAUUUGGCAAUGCUGGAUUUUCAAAAUCACCUUUUGAGGAUUUUGCUGAGAGUAAAUAUGGCUUUGGGGAGGCCCAAGAAAUAGUGUUAAGGGUUACAUUUAGUCAGGCUGCUAGGGGUACAAAUAAGGAUGUUUCAAUUAAUGUAAUAGAUAAUUGCCAAAAAUGUCAAGGGUCUAGGUGUGAGCCCCCAUACAAGGCUGUUAGGUGCACUUAUUGUAAUGGUUGUGGCAUGGAAAGUAUUACUACCGGCCCAUUCAUAAUGAGAUCUUCAUGUAGGUACUGUCAAGGUACAGGGAUGUAUAUUCAACACAAAUGUACAGAGUGUGAAGGAAAAGGAACAACUGUUCAGAGACGAUCAGUGACUAUACCCGUUCCAGCAGGUAUUGAAGAUGGGCAGACAGUAAGAAUGUCUGUAGGAAAUAAGGAACUGUUUGUAACAUUUAGGGUGGAUAAAUCUGACUAUUUUAAACGUGAUGGGGCCGAUGUUCAUACAGAAGCAGAUAUUUCUGUAUCACAAGCUUUAUUAGGAGGCACAAUAAGAAUUCAAGGGCUUUAUGAAGACCAAAUAUUACAAAUUAAACCAGGUACCUCAUCGCAUACUAGAAUGAGGUUAUCAGGUAAAGGAAUGAAAAAAGUAAACGGUUUUGGCAAUGGAGAUCAUUAUGUUAACAUAAGGAUAAGGGUACCAAAGCACUUAGAUCAGAAACAGAAGGCUUUAAUUCAAGCUUAUGCUGAGUUGGAGACUGAUACUCCUGGCCAGAUAUCUGGAGUUUCACAUACCACUGAUGGGACUAGAGGAUCGGACGAAAUGCCUUAUGCCGGCGAAGAUGCGAAACCGGAAAAAGAAACGAUCUUAUCGAAAAUAAAAAGCGCGAUAUUUGGUUAAUUGUAGAUGCCAAUUCAUCUAGAAUAAUAAUUUAUAAUAAUUUCUUCAAAUGAAAGAUGUUAUUGUAUCUUCAUUGUGAUAUGAAUUUAAAGAUAAGUGUGCAAGUAUUGACGCUUUUAUGUCGUUGUUUUAUUAAUUGUUCUCAUGUUAAAUAAAACUAAAAUAAACAAUAAUUUAGAUGUUUUUUUUAUUCAUUAUUCCCGGAAACUAGUAAUUUGAAUUUGUUUGCGGAGAAAAUUGUUUUUUCUUUAUCGAAUUCCGUUUUUUAGGUAAAAAAGCGUACAGCUCAAACACUAAAGAACCAUUCCUUGAAGCUAUAAGAGAAGCUUUGGAAGG
Anthonomus grandis grandis is the source of this 1851-nucleotide messenger RNA. RefSeq names its product protein tumorous imaginal discs, mitochondrial-like. NCBI's taxonomy places the organism in Eukaryota, Metazoa, Arthropoda, Insecta, Coleoptera, Curculionidae. The coding region runs from base 79 to 1515 and encodes 478 amino acids. The transcript is spliced from 9 exons. The record is from RefSeq and is a predicted model, not a curated record. Gene Ontology annotation, biological process: negative regulation of apoptotic process; mitochondrion organization; protein folding. Gene Ontology annotation, cellular component: mitochondrion. Gene Ontology annotation, molecular function: heat shock protein binding; ATP binding.